AUGGAUUUUCUAGCACAGCAGAACAUCGAUGUGUUGCAGUGGCCUGCGGUUUCACCCGAUCUUGCACCAAUCGAGCACGUCUGGGAUGAGAUGCAACGUCGUGUACGUGCACUGCCUAACCAGCCGCUGACGUUGAGAGCGCUUGGUCAGACGUUAGUACAGAUCUGGAACGGCAUUCCCCAGGCAUUCUUCAACAAUUUGUUACAGGAUGUCACUGACGUCAAAUCAGAUGAUGAUGAUGAAGAAGAGGAAGAAGAUUCUGAUGAUGAUGAUGAUGAAGAGGAUGUUGAACCGAAGCUCAAGUACGAUAGGAUUAAGAAUGACUUGAUUGGCAUUUUUAAUAAGGAUGCUGCCAGCUGUUUGGCUGUCCAUCCCAAGUUCCUUGCUCUUGGAACACACUGGGGAGUUAUCUACAUUCUUGACCACAUCGGCAACAAUGUUCAGGAUAAAGAAAUGAAUGCUCACACAACAACUGUGAACGAAAUAAGCAUUGAUGACAAUGGCGAGUAUUUGGCGAGCUGUUCAGAUGAUGGCAGAGUGGUGAUCACAGGUUUAUAUGCCACAGAAAACAACCAGACGGUUAUGUUUGACCGUCCUGUGAAAGCGGUGGCACUGGAUCCGUAUUACUACAAGUCUGGAGGUGGACGGCAUUAUGUUACUGGUGAUGAAAAGCUCAUCCUGAAUGAGAAAGUUGGCUUUCUGGGUCGUCACAAGAUGAGUGUUUUACAUCAGGGUGAAGGACCAAUCAGAAACAUCAAAUGGAGAGGAGAUUUGAUUGCCUGGGCCAAUGACAGGAGUGUUAAAAUAGUUGACAUGAAGUUACGGGCGAUAAUCACAAACAUUGACAAAGAUCAUGAUUUUCGUCCCGAACUCUACCGUUGUAAUCUGUUUUGGCGAGAUGACCGGACAUUGCUUGUUGCCUGGGCCGAUCGAGUUAAGAUGUGCGUUGUCAAAGACCGGGUGAGACAAGAUGCAAGAGAUCUCCCCAGUAGAUACGUAGAAAUAGUGGCUAUGUUCACAACUGAUUACUUCGUGUGUGGAAUCGCUUCCCUGGGCACUUGUAUCGUUCUUCUGUCCUAUGAAAACGAGGGUCACAAACAGGAGAGUGGACGUACUGUUGCAAACCGACCACACUUAAGAAUCUUAGAGCCUGAAAUGAAUACAUCAAAAGAGAUUUCAAACGAUGCCCUGUCUAUACGUGGCUUUGAAGAGUACCGUUGUAAUGAUUACCAUUUAGAAAGUAUCAGUGAGGAAAAUCUGUUUUACAUUGUGAGUCCGAAAGACAUUGUGGUUGCGAAACUACGCGACCAGGAUGACCACUUGUCUUGGCUGUUAGAACACAAGAUGUUUGAGGAGGCAAUGGCAGCAGCAACAGAGCACAAUAAGGAGUUAAGACGACAUACAUAUGAGGACAUAGGCCGACAGUAUCUGAAUUACUUGCUGGAAGCGAAGUGCUACGAUGAAGCAGGUCGACUCUGCAUCAAGAUCCUUGGCAAGAAGAAAGCAUUGUGGGAAGCAGAGGUGUUCAAGUUUGCAAAGAUAAAACAGCUGAGGGCAAUUGCUCCUUAUUUACCGAGAGAAGACCCCAAACUGAGUCCAGCUGUUUAUGAGAUGGUGCUGAAUGAAUUUCUUCACACCGAUGAACAGAGGUUCUACCAGUUGAUAAAAGGAUGGCCUCAGGAUCUUUACAACAUUGAAACAAUUAUCAAUGUUCUUUUGACCCGACUUGACUUUGACCGCAACAACAGCAUUUUGCUUCAGAGCUUGGGACAGCUAUACACAUACCAACGAUCCUUUGAUAAAGCCCUUGCCAUAUAUCUCAGGUUACAACACCCGGAUGUUUUCCAGCUGAUUUACAAGCACAACCUGUUUGACUCCAUCAGCGACAAGAUCAUCCAGCUGAUGAAAUUUGACCAAGACCAGACAGUUAAAAUGCUCAUCGACAACACUGAUAAAGUUUCAGUAGCUAAAGUUGUUCAGCAAUUGGAAAAGACAACAGAGUUUUUAUUUGUGUAUUUAGAUCAGCUGAUACAAAAGGAUAAGAGUUUGGCACAGGAGCAUCAUGGCAAAAUGGUUCAACUCUAUGCCGAGUUUGACCGAUCAAAGUUACUUCCCUUUCUCCGACAUAGUGAGUCUUACCCUCUACAGAUGGCAUUAGAAGAGUGUGAGGCAAGGGAUUUCCACAAAGAACAAGUCUUUUUGUUAGGACGUAUGGGUAACGUAAAACAAGCUCUCCAGUUGAUCAUGGAGCGUCUUGGUGAUGUUGACCAUGCCAUUGAUUUCUGUAAGGAGCAAGUGGAUGAAGAACUGUGGGACGAUCUCAUCAAGUAUUCCAUGGACAAACCUCACUUCAUCACAGCCCUGCUGCAGAAUGUUGGAGCCCACAUAGAACCAAUCAAGGUGAUAGACCACAUCCGGAUGGGAAUGGAGAUACCCAGUCUUCGAGACUCGCUUGUUAAAAUUCUCCAGGAUUAUAACUUACAGAUCUCACUGAGAGAAGGCUGUCGCCGUAUUCUGGUGGCUGACAGCUUCAAUCUGAUGGAACGACUUGUGAAAACACAGAAGAAAGCAGUUUAUGUAGAUGAAUUUCAAGUUUGUCAGAUAUGCCAUGAACAGUUAAUUGUAAAUGAUGUGCGAUACGCCAGCAAUAUGGUGGUCUUCUACUGUCGACACUCAUUUCACGAAGACUGUUUAAUAAACUAUCAACACCCUGAUGUGAAAAGCUGUAAAAUUUGCACAACUCAGAAACGUGGACCUGGAUCACGAGAACACUUUGUAAAAUGAUUGAAGACAAAAAAUAAUGUGUGAAGUCAUUCAUCCUGGAUGGGGACACUUUUUCAAGUGGUUUUGUUUCCUAAUCAAGGGAAUAUUGAACAAUUCAUUCUGGAUGCCAUCUUCAUGAGGUGAUUUGACUUGGCUCACAAGAACAAAACUUUACUCUAGAGGUCUAUAUUGAGAAAUGUCCGGCCAUGGAUGUUGAGUAGUAUUUCCCCCGACAUCUGUAUCUUUGCAGAGUGAAAAUGUGUAUUCAUUCGAAAAGAAACUUCUGUGUACUUAAAAUUUGACAGAGAAUAGAAUUAACACUUCUGUGUAUUCUUUUAUUAACUUUUCGAGAUUUCGUGAAUUUAAUACGACAAGAAAGACAAAUUUGAGAUCUUGUAAAAUUAGUGAGCUGUUUGAAGGAGAAUGUAUGAAGUUGGUCAUUUAGAUGUAAAUAAGAUGACUGGAUGAUGUGCAUGUAAUUUAAAUUAAGUGAAAUAAAAGUGGCUUUUUCAAGUCCAAUGUGUCAUCGUAAAAUAGCUUUUAGACAUUAAACUGUCAUUCCUUGGGCUUGCUAAAGCUCACCAGA
This is a messenger RNA of Gigantopelta aegis, 3349 nucleotides long. RefSeq names its product vacuolar protein sorting-associated protein 41 homolog. Lineage: Eukaryota; Metazoa; Mollusca; Gastropoda; Neomphalida; Peltospiridae. Bases 1 to 2784 code for a protein of 927 amino acids. The record is from RefSeq and is a predicted model, not a curated record. Gene Ontology annotation, biological process: vesicle-mediated transport; macroautophagy; protein targeting to vacuole. The transcript has 27 exons. Gene Ontology annotation, molecular function: protein binding; nucleic acid binding. Gene Ontology annotation, cellular component: HOPS complex; late endosome.